This is a messenger RNA of Ruditapes philippinarum (Manila clam), 1749 nucleotides long. RefSeq lists its product as uncharacterized. Gene Ontology annotation, cellular component: chromatin; nucleoplasm. Gene Ontology annotation, molecular function: zinc ion binding; ubiquitin-protein transferase activity. The transcript has 2 exons. Gene Ontology annotation, biological process: positive regulation of DNA-templated transcription. Bases 1 to 1749 code for a protein of 582 amino acids. NCBI's taxonomy places the organism in Eukaryota, Metazoa, Mollusca, Bivalvia, Venerida, Veneridae. The record is from RefSeq and is a predicted model, not a curated record.
AUGGCAGGGAAAGAGGAAACAACACCUGGGAUUACUGGGUUUGAGAAGUUAAAUAACUGUACUCCAUGCUCUGAAACAGAGAGGACAACUGUCGCCAUCAAAUAUUGUGUGGACUGUACAACAUAUGUUUGCCAGGAAUGUUUAAAUGACCACAACAAGUUUGCAGCAUUACGCAAACAUCAGAUUGUGGAAAUCACUGAAGCUAAUGAGCUUCUAGGUGACACGGAUCAAGUCCAGGGAAAAAGAUCAGUGGAAUGUAGAAGUCAUGAUGAACAUUUCAUUGACAGAUAUUGCAAAGGCCAUGAUGAAGUGUGCUGUAGUCUUUGUGUGGCAGUUAAACACAGGUCAUGCAAAGACAUAAACAAGAUAGAAACAGUUGCAGAGGGAAUUAAAGAAAGUCAAGAACUUUGCGAAUUAAAAUCUUCCUUGGAACAUUUCAUUACGUCUGCAGAUCAAGAAAAAGCAUAUCGAAAUUACUACUUAAAAGAUAUGACAUUUGAGAAACAAGAAAUCUUGGCUGAUAUUGAUAAAUAUGAAGAAAGGCUAAUGCAAAGGAUAAGAGUUGUAGCAAAUACAUCCAGAGAAAAUAUUCUAAAAGCUCAUGCAAAACAUCAAGAUGCAGUCAAGGCUGAUAUCAAAGAACUAGACACAGUUAUGUCAGAAGUGACAAAAAGAAUCAACCAUUUUAACGGAGCAGGCAUAAAUGGAGUUGAGGCCUUCAUAACAAUGAAGAAUUGCCAAAUAUUUUCAAAAGAGGCGCAGAAAGUUAAGACAGAUCUUUCUAAUAAUUGGCUGAAGACAUCCCUUUUAUACACGUUUGUUGAUGAAGUCAUACCUAAAGACAUCACAGCAUUUUUGGAAGUUGCUGUGGAAACAAAGGCAAGUCCUGCUUUUCAUCUACAACUCAAACAAUCUGUUGAUAUCACAUGUCAAACGGACAGUAACAAGUGCAGUAUAAAUGAAAUAUGUCAACUGCCUGACAGUACUGUGGUAAUCACAGAUGCCAAUAAUUCCAAGCUUAAACGAUUACGAGAUAAUUUAGAGGUGAAAGAUUAUAUUGAUUUAGAUGAUACCCCAGAAUGUAUGUGUGUUACAAAACCACAUGAGAUUGCCAUUGUACUUAGGGAAAGAAACCUGGUUCAGUUUGUAACAAUUGAUGAAGUCAUGACUUUAGAUACAUCAUUUCCUAUAGAAGAAGGAAAAUGCACCAGUAUUGAUUCUGAUCAUUCAGAAAAUAUCGUGUAUGUGUGUUGUAUGGUUGAAUGUGAAAAGCCUUUAUAUAAACACGCACACAAAUAUCAUGUUAUUGUUUACAAUAAAAAAGGGGAAUGUUUAUCAAUAUUUAACAAUGACGAAGAUAUGAGUAAAACAUUUGUUGGGCCAUUGAAGAUACUUAUCAGUGUAGAUACCUUUGAUUUAAUUGAUGCAACUGCUGUCGCUUAUACAUUUAGUAAGACAGAUAUUAAACAGAAACCAUCUAUUAAAUACUAUCACUAUAUUAGAGGAAGUUGCAUGUAUAAGUAUCUAUGUAUGCUGUCUGCAGAGAAGAUGAUAUUUGUAAACAAGAAUGGAGAAAUGUUUCUGAACAUAUUACAUGAGAUACAGCAUCAAACACUAAGAAUAAAAGAUCUUCCACCUGCGCAAGCUGUACUUUUCAACAAGCAGAAAUCUACACUAAUUGUUGUAGGAGAGUCAAGUCAAAUCAAUGAAUACAAAAUGGACUCAAAGACACUUUAUCUUUUCAAAUAA